Messenger RNA from Rosa rugosa (rugosa rose), 3492 nucleotides. RefSeq lists its product as uncharacterized. Gene Ontology annotation, molecular function: nucleic acid binding; RNA-DNA hybrid ribonuclease activity. Bases 1 to 3492 code for a protein of 1163 amino acids. The transcript is spliced from 5 exons. The record is from RefSeq and is a predicted model, not a curated record. NCBI's taxonomy places the organism in Eukaryota, Viridiplantae, Streptophyta, Magnoliopsida, Rosales, Rosaceae.
AUGAAUGUUCUAGCUUGGAAUUGUCGUGGAAUAGGCAAAGACUCCGCGGUGCAAGCUUUGAAGCAAUUGAUCACCCAACAUCGUCCAUCUUUUAUUUUUUUGAGCGAGACAAAGGUCUCUGAUCCGGACUACAUGAAAAAUCUGAGACUGGAGCUCGGUUAUCUCAACUGUGACGCUGUUUUUAGCCGGGGCCAGUCCGGUGGUCUGGCUUUGUUUUGGAGUGAUGGCAUUGAUGUUAGGUUUCGGUCAAAGUCGCAUCAUCACAUUGAUGUUGAAGUCUGGGAAAGAGAUGGUUCUGGGAUUGCUUGGAGACUAUCGGGUUUUUAUGGACACCCGACAACCAGUGAGAGUCACCGGACCUGGACGCUCCUUCGUGAGCUAUCUGUGCAAUCUGCACUUCCAUGGAUUGUGGUGGGUGAUUUUAAUGAAGUUCUGCAUGCGUCAGAGAAAGAUGGGAGCUGUGUACGUCGUGAAGGGCAGAUGCAACAGUUUAGAUAUGUUCUUGCCUUCUGCGAUUUAUUUGAUCUGGGUUUCUCUGGCUCGGCCUUUACCUGGAGUAGGGCUGGCAUUAGAUGCCGGCUAGAUAGGGCAGUGGGGACGGCGUCUUGGACAGAUAUAUUCCCAGCUACUCGGGUUUCCAAUCUAAAACCUAUUCAUGGGGACCAUGUUCCCAUCAUUUUGGGAGUGCAUCGGUCUCCCCUAGCCCCUGUUCAGCGUCGGCGCAAGCGCUUCUGCUUUGAGAGCUUCUGGGUAAGGCAUGAAGCUUGUGCAGAGGUAGUGAAAUCGGGUUGGGUGUGUGAGCCACAGAACCAACCUAUGUUAGAAGUUUCUCAGAAGAUUAUGCAUACGCGUUUCGCCCUUAAUGAUUGGCAGAGGAAUACUUUUGGAUGUAGACGCAGGGAGAUUGAGUUCUUACGGGGCAGACUCCAGGUUCUUCUUGAUUUACCUGCUUCAGAAUCUAACCAACAGGAGAGUCUGUCUUUGUCCUCAAAAUUGGAUGGUCUGCUUGCGCAGGAGCAUGAUUACUGGAAGCAAAGGGCGAAGAUUACUUGGCUAGCUGAAGGUGAGGUUGAUUUGUCUCAUAUGCAAUCUGUAGUGGCACUGGUUCAGCCAAGGGUCACACCGGAAAUGAACUCCAUGCUUUGUGCUCCUUACACGGCAACUGAAAUUAGAGUUGCUCUCUUUCAGAUGUAUCCCACUAAGGCUCCUGGACCGGAUGGGAUGCCUCCUUUAUUUUUUCAACGAUAUUGGGAUACUAUUGGAUCUAAUGUUGUGUGUGCAGUUCUGAGCUUUCUCCAUUCUGGUCAGUUACUUGCUUCGAUUAAUUACACACAUGUUUGUCUUAUUCCAAAGGUUAAAAACCCUACUUGCAUGUCAGAUUUGCGUCCCAUCGCUCUAUGUAAUGUCAUCUAUAAGAUUUGCUCUAAGGUGAUCGCUAAUAGAUUGAAGGGUAUCCUCUCCCAGAUUAUUUCUCCUUUUCAGAGCGCUUUUAUUCCUGGGCAUUUAAUAUCUGACAAUACUCUUAUUGCUAAUGAGGUUUCUCAUUUCAUUCAUAAUAACCGUUCCAGUUCUGAUGGAGUGAUGUCUCUUAAGCUUGACAUGAGUAAGGCUUAUGACCGCAUGGAGUGGGUUUUCUUGGAGGCACCUCGUGGCUACUUGGCACCUACCAGAGGUUUGAGGCAAGGUGACCAGUUAUCACCAUACAUAUUCCUACUUUGUACUGAAGUGUUUUUAGCUCUAUUGGAGCAUAAGGCUACUCAGGGGCAACUUCAAGGGGUUCAGAUUUGUUCAGGGGCUCCUAUUAUCCACCACCUUUUAUUUGCAGAUGAUAGCCUUCUGUUUGGCAAGGCUAAUUUAGAGGAAUGUUCUCAUAUUCAGGAUGUCUUGUUGGAUUAUGAGUUAGCUUCGGGCCAGAAAGUUAAUUUCUCUAAAAGCAGUAUCGUCUUUAGUAAGAAGGUGUGUCGUUCUUUGCAGCAGCUGAUUGCAGGUUCACUUGGUGUGGUUAUUGUGGACAAACAUGACAAAUAUCUGGGUCUACCUACUUAUUUGGGGAGAAAUAAAACUGAGUCUUUUGCUUACAUACAGGAGCGUUUGAACAAGAAGCUUGAGGGUUGGCAAGGCAAACUUCUGAGCAGUGCAGGGAAGGAUCUUCUUAUAAGGGUAGUUGCUCAGUCCCUUCCUUCAUAUACUAUGAGUUUCUUCUUAUUACCUAAGCAUUUAUGUGAUUCACUGCAUCGGAAGUGUGCUAAGUUCUGGUGGGGCAGUAAGGGUGAGAAUCGGAAAACUCAUUGGUUAUCUUGGGACCGAUUAUGCCAACCCAAAGAGGCUGGUGGAAUGGGUUUUCGGGAUUUGCAUGCACAUAAUUUGGCUCUUUUGUCAAAGCAAGGUUGGAGGUUAAUUCGUAAUCCAGGUUCUCUUUUGGCUCGAUUGUAUCAAGCUAGGUAUUUCCCUAAUGGUGACUUCUGGUCUAGUGAGCUUUCUUCAUCACCUUCUGCAUGCUGGAGGGGUAUACAUGCAGCAAAACAUAUUUUGAGAAGGGGUGUCCGCUGGCAGGUUCUUAUUAAUCAAUAUUUUGCACCUGAGGAUGUGGAUUUGAUUCUUUCUAUAUCUCUUAGUCAGCGUGAUGUACCCGAUCGUCUUAUUUGGCAUUAUGAUAAGAGGGGAAGAUUCUCUACUAAAAGCGCUUAUGCUCUGGCUUUUAGUGAGUUUCAUGAUAGUGGGGUAGCUACUUCUCAUCCGGGUAAUAUUUCUUCUUUUUGGAAGCAGAUUUGGUUUGCUCAAAUUCCUGGUAAGGUUAAAGUUCAUUGGUGGAAAGUUUGCUCUUCUAUCCUUCCUACAGUUGCUCAGCUACGCACUAGACGAGUCUUAGUCCAGGAUGGUUGUUGGUUUUGCAAUGAUCAGGAUGAAUCUAUUAAUCACAUUACGAGGGAUUGUCAGUUUGUAAAGGAUCUGCUUUCUUUCUUCCCUGAGUUGCAUGGUGUCCUACAGAUUGAUUGCAAUGAAGGUACGUCAAUUGUUACUUGGUUGGCAUCUUGCUUUUUGAAGCUCUCUCUAAAAAGAAUGUGGCCUUUUUACUGUUUGUUGGAUGGUUUGUAUGGAAGGAGCUCUCAUUUGGUUACUACUCAGAGUACUUCUGGGAUGAUUAGGCCAGGUUGGUCCCCGCCUUCUUCCGGCUGGCUAAAGGCCAAUUGUGAUGGUGCUUUUGAUUUGUUAUCUAAAUCUGGUGGGAUAGGAGUGGUUAUACGUGAUGCAUUGGGUGACAUUGUUGGCGGUACAUGCAUCAAGGUUACUUCUGUUGCCUCUCCUGAAGCUAUAGAAGCCAUGGCUUGCAGUGCUGCUUGCUCCCUAGCAGUACAGUAUCAUCUUUCUCCCAUUAUUUUUGAGACAGAUUGUCAGCACUUAGUCUCUUCUGUUGAGUCUGGGGGUGAAGAAACCUCCCCCUUGGGUCGUGUUAUCAAGGAUAUCAACUCCUUUCUACAUGUGCUAGUUUGA